AUGUCUUCAACUUCCCCCACCUCCGACAUCCACAAGGGCUCCAUCGUCCUCGUCACGGGCGCCACGGGCUUCAUUGGCUCGCACACCGUUGCCCAGUUGCUAGAAAAGGGAUACAAAGUCCGCGGCACCGUCCGGAACCUCGAGCAGGCCUCAUGGCUGCCCGCGUUGCCGCGCAUCAAGCCCUUCGCCGAUAAGGGCGACCUCGAACUGGUCGAGGUGCCCGACCUUGGCGUGCCUCGUGCCUUUGACGAUGCUGUCCGUGGCGUGUCGGCCAUCAUCAACAUUGCCGCCAUCACUAGCUUCGACCUGGACCCGAACAAUGUCAUCCCCGCCGACAUCCAGGGCAUCACCUCCGUCCUCGAAUCAGCCAUGACCCAGCCGACGGUGCGCGCCUUGGUGCACACCAGCUCCAUCCUGGCCUCCACCAUGCUCAUGCCCGGCCUCGGCCACGACGUGGGCCCCGGCUCGUUCAACGACCUUGCCGUCAAGCUCGCCUGGGCGCCGCCCCCACACGACCCUUCGCAGCCCCUCUUGGUGUACGCCGCCGGCAAGGUCGAGUCCGACAAGGCCCUGUGGAAAUUUGUGGACGAGCGCAAGCCAAAGUUCCGCGUCAACGCCGUCCUGCCCUCGGCCGUGCUCGGCGAGCCCCUGAACCAGAAGCACGUUGAUAACUCUGCCGUCUACGUGCGCUGGGUCACAGACGAAAGGACGGACAAUCUUAAUGGCAUGCCUGCUUUCUACGCCAUCGAUGUCGGCGACGCGGCGCGCCUGCACGUGGCCGCCGCCCUCGAUCCCGACGUCAACGCAAAGCGCAUGCACACGUGGGGCGUCAAGGGCAACUGGAACGACGUGCUGGCUGUCGUCCGCAAGCUGCGCCCACAGCGCAAGUUCAUGGCCGACAUGGCCGACCCCAAGCAGCUCUCCAUCACGACGGACGAGACCCUGUACCGGGACCUGCUCAAGAAGUGGUUCGGCCAGGACGACUGGGUGUCGCUGGAGGGUAUGGUCGCCAACAACUUCAAGGGCGGUUAUCUGGACUGA
Lasiosphaeria miniovina is the source of this 1041-nucleotide messenger RNA. RefSeq lists its product as uncharacterized. NCBI's taxonomy places the organism in Eukaryota, Fungi, Ascomycota, Sordariomycetes, Sordariales, Lasiosphaeriaceae. The record is from RefSeq and is a predicted model, not a curated record. The coding region runs from base 1 to 1041 and encodes 346 amino acids. The transcript has 2 exons. Gene Ontology annotation, molecular function: oxidoreductase activity, acting on the CH-OH group of donors, NAD or NADP as acceptor.